Ustilago hordei is the source of this 2634-nucleotide messenger RNA. RefSeq lists its product as uncharacterized. The transcript has a single exon. The record is from RefSeq and is a predicted model, not a curated record. Bases 1 to 2634 code for a protein of 877 amino acids. Lineage: Eukaryota; Fungi; Basidiomycota; Ustilaginomycetes; Ustilaginales; Ustilaginaceae. Gene Ontology annotation, molecular function: glycerol-3-phosphate O-acyltransferase activity; glycerone-phosphate O-acyltransferase activity. Gene Ontology annotation, cellular component: endoplasmic reticulum membrane. Gene Ontology annotation, biological process: phospholipid biosynthetic process.
AUGGCGUCUGUACCAUUACCCGCCCAAUCGGGCUCGUCGAAACCUCGAGCGUCCGCAACAGCAUCCACACGAGGCGAGAAGCCACCUACAUUCGGAAUCAUGUGGACUGUUAUGCGUUCCAUCGGUGACAUGUCCCUACCCUUCUUCUUUUCCUCCCUCUCCAUCUCCAACUCUCACCUCGUCCCCUCUUCAUCAACCCCUCUUAUCGUCUGCUCGAACCACAGCAACACCCUCCUCGACGUCGCAGUCCUUGCAUCGCACUUCCCCGAUCGUCGACCGUUACAUUUCUGGGCAAAAGCAGGAUUCUUCAAAUCCCCCAUCACCCGUUUCAUCCUCACCUCUUCCGGCAACAUCAAGGUCGAUAGACGAAACAAGAACAAUCAAGCAUUGUUCGAGGGGACGUUUGAAGCGAUGAAAGCCGGAGGAGCUAUUGCGCUGUUUCCGGAAGGAGGGAGUUAUACAAUUCCGAAAUUGGCAAAAUUGAAGAUGGGUGCUGCUUGGGCUGCAUUGGAGUAUUCGAACUUCUUGCAACUGAAGGAGGGAGGGAAGAGAGAGACGGAAGUGAAGAUUUUACCUACGGCGGCGGUGUUCGAUGACAAAAGCGUUUUCAGGUCGAGAGGAGUUUUGAGGUUUGGGAAGGCGAUAAGGUUGGAUGCUUACAUUGAGGAGUUUUUGAGUGCAUCUUCGCCGGGUACCGAGGAAGCGGAGGGGAAGGCGAAGGCGGUAGAAAGGGUGGCAGAGGAAGACGGUACUGUGCCUGCGACGCCGGAGUCUAUGACACGGACUAAUACUUCGACUGGCACCAACGCCAAUCAAGGCGUAAAGGAAGGAGUGGAACAGUAUGCAAGUCCAGCGCACCGAGCGGUGGCACGUCUGACAGCAGACCUGCAACGCGCGAUGGAGGAACUUACAUUCAAUGCUCCUGAUUGGGAAAUGUUCCAAGCUGUCCGACUGGCAAGAGAGCUCACUUUCGAACUCGCACCACCUGCUUAUGGAGACAAAGAGCUCAAGGAGCCGAUCGAGGAGUACGUCGAGCUCUCGCGCGCCUUCAUGGUGCUUCUCACCAUCCCAGCCUCGACAAAGAGCAAGGAAGCAAGACAAGCGCUUUUCGCCUACUCUUCUCUCCUGCAUCUCGCUAAUACGGACAACACUACGCUUGCUCGGUUCCUCCGUCGUGGAUCAUCUCCGUUUUCUUCGACCUUGCGAUCUUUCCUCCUGCGCUUGCCGUUGUAUGUGCCGAUCUUCGGCCUGAGCCUCAUUCCGACGUACAUCCUCCCCAAUGCGCUCGCCCACCACUUUGCAGCGAGGGAAGAAGAAUCGCUGUCGAGCGUCAAGACUCUUUUUAGCUUCUUCUUGACCAGUAUGCUUUACGGAACACUGCUUGUGAAGACUAUGCAGUGGACUCGGUGGUCACCACCGGGGCUGUUGGUGGGGUUGGCGGGUGUUUGGUUCCUGCAUGAUCUGAACAGGAGUAAUGUCGAUACGGCGUACUCGCUUGUCAAGCAGUUGAGGUUGGGUUGGAGGGCUCGUAGUGCUGAUCUCUCCAUCCACUCCGCAAAGAAGGUAGAGAGGAAGCAGGAAGAGGCGGUGAAGGGGAGAAAGCUGUUCUUCUACGGAACGCUAGUGCAUCCUAAGAUCCUGGCACGGGUCAUUGGCAAUAAUGGAAGUCACCUUCGCGUACAAAACGCUGUUCUGAAUGGUGCGAGGCUGUACCACGUUCGAGGGGCGGAGUAUCCGGGUCUGUUGAGAGAUGCCGAGUCUGGUGUCAAGGGAACUUUGGUGUCUGGCUUGACAGAGGGAGAUGUACGCUAUUUGGAUGCGUUUGAAGGCGAUGAGUACACUCGAAUCUCUGCCACUGUCAUCCCUGAUCCCUUGGCACCGGUGGAACGCAACUCGGACCGUAUCACAAACGCCGGCUCUGCUUCCUUACACGCCAUCCUCUCUGGCCUCACCAAGGAACGAAUGCAGCAGCUCUGCAAGACACAGUCAAUAGCGGUGGAUGGUGUAGAAGUGUACAGCUGGACAGCAGGUGAAAGCAAGCUUCAAAUGGACAAAACAUGGGAGUUUGACAUCUUCGCUCGCGAGCAUGCCAAGAACUGGGUGGGUGAGGGAGAGGUAGAGCACGAACACGAAUACCAGAUUGUUGACUCGAUGCGAGGGGACUCUACUGCUACUCUCACCACUACUCCGCCUGCUGCCACCACCCCUACGAUUGAAGGAGACGAAUGGAUCGAAGCUCGUGCCUCAACUCUUGUCUCUGAAGACGACAAAGUCAAGGCUGCAGUAGUAAAGGUGUGCAAGCAGCUCCAGGAGAAGCCAAGUAUCCAGUUCUAUGUUGACAAAGCCUUCCCUCGAAGCGAAGGUGUUAGGAGACCCAAGCUGGAUAACCCGCAUCUGGUGCAGGCUUUGGUGAGGGCGAGAAAGGCAGCCAAAGCUUCGUUGGAGGAGUUGCUGGCGGAAAUUGGUGGAGAUGAGCGAGUGCAAGAAGCCUUGGGAACAUUGGCAGUCACGAAGGCGAGAGUGCUCAGCCGUGCAGGUGUGGAGCUGAGUGAAGACGGUGCAGCGUUUCCUUUCACUCAAGCUCUGUUGCAAAGCUAUGCUGCUGGAGCCGCUGAAUCACGAAAGAAUGUGUGA